Messenger RNA from Thamnophis elegans (Western terrestrial garter snake), 2529 nucleotides. RefSeq names its product interferon regulatory factor 3-like. Gene Ontology annotation, biological process: regulation of transcription by RNA polymerase II; immune system process. Gene Ontology annotation, cellular component: nucleus. The transcript has 12 exons. Bases 196 to 2016 code for a protein of 606 amino acids. Lineage: Eukaryota; Metazoa; Chordata; Lepidosauria; Squamata; Natricidae. The record is from RefSeq and is a predicted model, not a curated record. Gene Ontology annotation, molecular function: protein binding; RNA polymerase II cis-regulatory region sequence-specific DNA binding; DNA-binding transcription factor activity, RNA polymerase II-specific.
CUUGCCCUCCGAUUCGUAAUAUAAACAUCAUGCAGAGGACCGAAGUUCGUUGUUGUUUCUGCGUUCUCCUCUUCUGUCCUAGGAGAUCUCUGCUAGUGAAAAAAAGGUUCUCCUCGGAGGGUUCUUCCAUUAAUCCAUAAGUUACUCAGUGUAAGAAAUAGAAAAUUCUUUCAUAUUUCACCUGACAACGACACAAUGGCAACAUCAGCAAAUAAGGGGGAUCCUAAAAAAGUUGGGUUUUUUGACUGGUUGAUUGAACAGAUCGACAGUGGAAGAUACAAGGGUUUUUUGGACUGGACAGACGAGAACCACACAACCUUUCGUAUCCGAUGGAAGCAUAUUUCAAAGAAGUCUCUUGUGGCAGAUGAUUAUGAGAUUUUCAGGGCAUGGGCUAUGUAUAGCAACAAAUAUAUUGAAGGUAUAUCAACUCCCAGUAGAUGGAAAAUCAACUUCCGCUGUGCCCUGAACAGUACAAAGAGAUUUGAAGUACUGGUGUCAAAUGAACCUGACUUUCACGAAUACAGAAUCAUCCCCCUGAAACCAAAAACUGAUUCAACAGCUAAUACCUCUUCUGGUACAAGUAAUGGGAGUGACAAUGAAGCUGAAGUAUUGCAUUUCAAUCCAUACAGUGAAGAAUGCCCGGCUCUGCACCAAUCUACUCCGCUAUACCAGUAUUUGCAACAAAGCGCUUCGUCUGGUUCACAGCUGGAAAUUGAUGCUGCUUUUCAAACUUUGACACUGGAAAAUGGAAUGGCAGGUUCUGCAGUGCCAAAUGAGAAUGCAGCAGACAAUUUUUACCAAACCAAUGAUGACACACUCCAUUGGAUUAUUCAGCAGUCCCAACUAAAUCUGACUGAAAUGCAACAUGUCUCAUGGGCCCCAACAGUAAUUACAGAUUCCAAUAAUCUUAUAGCAGGAAAUGCUAUUACGUAUGAGCAAAGAAGUUCCUGUGAAGCCCCUCAGGUCACCCAAAAUGGCUGCUCACCCAUAGGGAAUGGAGUAGCAGUUGAACAUGUGGCAAGUGACUGUUACCAAGAAGGACCCCACUGGCCACCUGCAAAUCCAACAAAAGAGAUUUCCCAGUCAACCAUUGCUUUUUCACACGUGCAACAAAAUUUUCCUGGUGCAAAUGAAUUCAAUCAGUUAGAAGAAGCUAUCUGCAAUACUAGCUGUUUCGUUGAUAACAUUUAUCUGAGUGAAGAGCCUCGGGAUAAUGGAAUGAGAAAUAAUGAAAUGAGGAAUGACUAUCCGCUUACAGCAAACCCGGAAGUUAUGAUGGAACAGAGUACAUUUGUACCUUCAGCUACUCUCCCAACAGAUGAACCAACUAUCAAUAAUGUUCCUUCUCAGGACCCUCUAGAAACUGCUGCAUUUAACAUAAAAGUGUCUAUCUACUAUCACAACAAGAUAGUGCGUGACGAAGCAGAAGUAAAUAGCUGCCUGCUCACCUACAACCAGGAGAACUGCCACCAAUCACACAGUGCACAGGUCAUACAGUUUCCAAAUCCAGACAUGCUGACGGAUCAGAAGCGAGUUGAAAAGACCUUGUUUGUCCUAGAGACUGCACGUUUAUUAUUAUAUCAGAAAAACGGGAGGAUCUGGGCCAAGCGACUUGGAAUGUGUCAGGUCUUCCAUGCAUUCUCCAAGGAGCUGGACAAUCGUUCUCAGGACCCUCCAUGUAAAUUACUGCCAAGGAAUGUUGAAACUGAAAUCUUCAACUAUGAACAGUUCUAUCAAGAACUGGUUGAGUUCCGUGAUGGUCAAAGACGCUCGUCUCCUGACUAUACCAUUUAUCUGUGCUUUGGACAGCGGUUUACUGCUUCCAAACCCAAGGAGUCCAAGCUGAUCUUGGUGAAGCUGGUUCCAAAUUUUUGUAAAAAUUCGCAUGAAUUCGUGCAGAGGGAAGGCUGCUCAUCCCUGAACAGCGAAAGUCUGAGCCUCCAAAUCUCCAACAGCCUUUUUGAUAUGAUAGAACAGCUUUCUACUAUAUUCAUGCAGACUGAGACAGCGUAUUGAGUGUUUUGUUUUGUGUGCCAAUUAAUAGGUUUUGCAGAGGGUGAGGCUGGUUCUCUCCAUUUGUUUCACAGGCCGAAGUACUACAAUCUCUACAUUGCAUCUCAGCCUUGUUAUUAGGGCAGAUGAUCUUCUAAUUGGACUAUUAUUUAUUGAGAUAAUCACACCCCGGAGAUACAGAUACUCUGCCCUGUGAAAUUCUUUCCAAGAACCUAUUGGAAUAUAUAUCUUGCUAUGGGGCAUUAUGACAAGGAUUCUUCUUUGCAGUAAUAAUCGUGGUACAAAGUUGAGGAAAUUCUUUUCAAGAACAUAUUUUUAUGUGAUAAUAAUUUCCAGAUGCUACGGGAAUGAAUUUAGUUUCUGGAAUGCACUUUUUACCUCCUAUGUUUUGUAAGUGAAAAGACAUUAAAUAUACAUUCUAACCUGAAACUCAGCAGAAACUUCCAUGUUUCUCCAAACAAGACUAUUCUCAAAUGCUAUGGGACAGUGUUAGAAGCAAGGUUUUGUAUUUUCGGU